Molecule: messenger RNA, 2127 nt
Organism: Clonostachys byssicola
Lineage: Eukaryota; Fungi; Ascomycota; Sordariomycetes; Hypocreales; Bionectriaceae
Source: the annotation of a GenBank genome assembly
AUGACGUCCCAAAUUUUUAGUGAAGCUCUUCCGAUGGGAGCUCCUUUAAACGAGAUGCUUAAAUCGGCUAUCCCUAGGCAUAUCUUGGACGUCGUCUCCGCCGCGUCUCUCGGUGCGUUGGGUAUUGCCUACCUGUUCCCAAGAUAUACAUGGAACAAACCCGACCCGUAUGAGUAUAUCUAUUACGAAAAACCCCAAAGCGGCGAGCACGCAGGAGGCGCAAACAAGGUCACUCGCAAUAUUGCCAAGUAUCUUGAAGAAACUGAGAAAGACGUCGUCAUCUUCUGGGGCUCUCAGUCAGGCACGGCAGAAGCCUUUUCUGGGAGACUAGCCCGUGAGUUGCAGAAGCUCUACGCACUCGGCUGCAUCGCCGCCGACCUGUCAGAUUUUGACCCCGAAUCCAUCGCCGACAUCCCCCAGAACCGCGUCGCGAUCUUCCUCCUCUCCACAUACGGCGAGGGAGACCCCAGUGACAACGCCGCUCAGUUCUGGAACUGGUGCCUCAAGAACAACCAGGCGCCACUCUUGUCGCUGCGCUACGCCGCCUUUGGGCUGGGCAACAGCAACUACCGCUUUUACAAUGAGGUUGUUAACCGAGUUGUGGCGGCUCUGCAGGUCUUCGGCGCCCAGCCCCUGAUGGAGACGGGAUACGCAGAUGAUGCCCACGGCAGCACCGAGGAGGAUUUCACCGGGUGGAAGGACAAACUAUUCAACUGCCUGCAGGAGAGACUUGGACUCACAAAGCGCGAGGUCGGCUAUGAAGCCACCAUUGCCGCCGUCUUUGAUGAGUCGCUGGACAUUGUCGACCUCCACGUAGGGGAGCCUCAGGAAAACACUCCCACCAGCAAGGGCCUUCUCUCCCCCACACGAGCUGUCCAGGUCAAGAGUUGUGAGCAGCUAUUUCUUUCUGGCAGCCGAAACUGCCUGCACAUGGACCUGGACCUCGUGGCUCAUCCAGAGCUAGUCUACAAGACUGGCGAUCACCUGGGCAUCUCCCCCAUUAACCCCGAGCAAGAGGUCCAUGGCAUGCUCCGUGCCCUGGGCAGGGAGGCACAGGCCAAGACGCCUCUAAUCAUCAACGCUCUCGAGAGCGGCACCAAGGUGGCCCUCCCCUCUCCCACCACCCUUCAUGCCCUCCUCAAAUACUACUUGGAGAUCUGCUCCGCGGUUCCCCGCGAGACAGUGCGCGCUCUUAUCGAGUUCGCCCCGACGCCAGAGGCCAAGAAGUUCCUUACCGAGCUCAGUGACGACCACGAAACCUUUGCCAAGUUCCAGGAGACGAUCCACCUCACAUUUUCCAAGUUGCUGGUCCUGGCUACCGGAGGCGGCAAGGCCACUUGGUCUAGCCUACCUUUGGAGUUUAUUCUCGAGACCAUUCCACGCUGUCGCGUCCGUUACUACUCCAUCGCUUCGUCCAGCGUCCUGUCCCCCAGGACCGCCUCCAUCACUGCCCUAGUUAACAACACCGUCCUAUCGGAAACGGAAUCUAUCCCAGGUGUCACUACCAACUACCUCCUCGCCAUUUCCCAGUCCGUGGGCAAGGACGCUCUCCAAGGCUCUCGCAGGGCCAACUUGGACUUUGACGUUUCUGGGCCCUCUGGCGCUCUCGAGGGUGCCAAGAUUUUUGCCCAUCUCCGUCGCUCGACUUUUAAACUGCCCAUUUCGGUCCAGACACCCUUCAUCAUGGCCGCCGCCGGUACCGGCAUCGCCCCAUUCCGCGCUUUCAUCAGUGAGCGCAGUCGCCUACAGUCAAUGGGCCGGGACGUCGGCCACAUGAUGCUAUUCUUUGGCUGCCGCAGUCCAGAGGAGGACUACAUCUACCGCGAGGAGCUCGAGGAGAUGGAGCGGUCGCUCAGGGGUAAGCUGCGCAUCAUUCCCGUGUACUCGCGCGCCCGAGAUACACCCAGGGCCUACGUCCAGGACAAGAUCCGGGAGCUGACGACUGACGUACUCGGCUUGCUCGAGCAGGAUGCCGUGUUCUACAUUUGUGGAAAGACGACCAUGGCCAAGGACAUUAGCAAGGUUGUCGCGGACUUGUUGGAGGAGGGACAAGGUGCCGGCAAGGGCGACGAGUUGAUUAGGAAGAUGAAGAAGACCAACAAAUGGCAAGAAGAUACAUGGGGUUGA